Molecule: messenger RNA, 1153 nt
Organism: Plectropomus leopardus (leopard coralgrouper)
Lineage: Eukaryota; Metazoa; Chordata; Actinopteri; Perciformes; Serranidae
Source: RefSeq, a predicted model, not a curated record
UCCAACACAAAACCCUCCACCCUGCUCCUGUAACAGAGAGACACCAUCAUGCUCCUCUUCCUCUUCUUGUUUGGUCUGGCUCUGGUUGCGGCGAGUCCUUCAGAAGACCAUCCAGUGAAGCUGCAACGUGGCAACUGUCCCAUGUUCUGGUACAGCUUCAAAGGCCGCUGCUACAAGUAUGUCGCCACAGAUAUGAACUGGGCUGAUGCAGAGAUCUACUGCAUGUCAGAGGGAGCCCACCUGGUGUCUAUCCACAGUAUAGAUGAACAAAAUUUUGUCACGUCCCUGAUCAAGAACUUUGACCAUGCUGAAGGAAAUACCUGGAUUGGAAUCAACGACAGCUACAAAGAAGGAACAUGGAUGUGGUCUGAUGGCUCUGCAGUCAAAUUUACCAAUUGGUAUCCAGGCACACCAGACAGUGGGGACACUCAAAACUGUGCUUACACCAACAUAAGCAAUGGAUCAACUAAACAAUGGAAUGACUACCCGUGUUCUUACAGUUUUCCCUCUGUUUGUGCAUUUAAUACAGCCUGUCCUUUUUUUCUUCAUCAGCUGAAACAGAGAGAUACCACCAUGCUUCUCUUCCUCUUCUUGUUUGGUCUGGCUCUGGGUGCUGUGAGUUCCUCAGACGACCGUCUGGUGAAGCUGCAGCGUGGCAACUGUCCCAUGUUCUGGUACAACUUCAACGGCCGCUGCUACAAGUACGUCGCCACGUAUAUGACCUGGGCUGAUGCCGAGCUCCACUGUGUGUCAGAGGGAGCCAACCUGGUGUCUAUCCACAGUUCAGAUGAACAUUAUUUCUUCAAAUCCCUGAUCAAGAACUUUGACCCUUCUGAGGGACCGACCUGGUUGGGACUCAGUGACAUUCACAAAGAAGGCAGCUGGAUGUGGUCUGACGGUUGUGCAGUGAAGUUCGUCUUCUGGUAUUCAGGACAGCCAGACGGAGCAACAGGUCAAAACUGUGUUCAAACCAAUGUCUGGGGAACAGAAUGGAAUGACAAUCCAUGCUCUUUAACUUCUCCCUUCGUUUGUGCAUCUCGUAUAACCUGUUCCUAACAACUGAGAUGUCACAUGUGGGACUGAACCUGAUCACUGUUCGCCUGUUGCUCUGUUGACAUGCAUGUGGCCUUCCCAAUAAAAACACAAUUAUGCA